AUGGAAUCUCCUGAUGCAUGCUCAUCUAAAUCUAAAACAUCUGAGCAUCUGAAUCAUCCUUUGAAUCGUUGUUUCUCUGCUGCUGAGAAAGGUAAGUCUGUGGACAAGCCUAUCAAGAAUAAGAAACCAAAAUCCAAACUCAAGAUGAAACAUAAGCCUUCGGCUACCUCAUCUAAGUCAGUUGUUGCUUCUCAGUUUGGUACCUCAGUACCUUCUACUACUGAGUUCGUUCCUCGUCCAGUAUCCUUGAAAAAGACUUCCAAGGGCUUAGGACACCGACAUAUAUGGCACUUGGACAGUGGAUGUUCAAGACACAUGACUAGAAACAAGUCCUUGUUGAUCAACUAUAUGUCUGAACCUGAUCCUUCUGUAACCUUUGGAGAUAAUGCCAGAGGUAUUACUAAAGGAUAUGGUGUUCUUUCUAACGGCUCGGUUACCUUCAACCGAGUAGCUUAUGUGGAUGGACUGAAGCACAAUCUGUUAAGCAUCAGUUAA
This is a messenger RNA of Cynara cardunculus var. scolymus (artichoke), 495 nucleotides long. RefSeq lists its product as uncharacterized. The transcript is spliced from 2 exons. The record is from RefSeq and is a predicted model, not a curated record. Bases 1 to 495 code for a protein of 164 amino acids. NCBI's taxonomy places the organism in Eukaryota, Viridiplantae, Streptophyta, Magnoliopsida, Asterales, Asteraceae.